Molecule: messenger RNA, 960 nt
Organism: Trichoderma citrinoviride
Lineage: Eukaryota; Fungi; Ascomycota; Sordariomycetes; Hypocreales; Hypocreaceae
Exons: 1
Biological process (GO): mRNA splicing, via spliceosome
Cellular component (GO): spliceosomal complex
Source: RefSeq, a predicted model, not a curated record
CGCAUCGCCAUCAAAUUUGGCUCAGCCAGCACCCCAUCAUCGUCAUCGUCAGCAAACAAGUCUCGCACAGCAACAAAGCCUUCGUCAAGCCUAGGCAAGCGGCCGCGCCCGCACGCCCUGGGGGGAGGCGACUCCGAUGCCUCGGACUCUGAGGACGAUGGCCACCAUCGGGGCCGGCACGAGGCCAUCACGGGCUUCGGGGAAGAUGGCGCCGAGACGAAGCGGAAGCGACCGAGGGAGGAGAAGAAGGAGUAUGUCAUUGCGCGGCAGCCGAACAGGAACUGGAAGGACGAGGUGAAGAGCCAGAGGCAAUCCAAGAACCUGCUUCCGGACGAGGCCAGAGCGCAGCAGAAGAACGCCGUUGUUACGGCAGAGACAGAGCCCGCCGAUCAGGAUACACCGCUCAAAUGGGGUCUGACGGUGAAGGAGAAGAAGAGCUCGGUAUUAGAAGACAAGAUGGAUACAGACGCAGGGAACGACGACGAAAGGCAACCACCAAAGCAGGAUGACAAAGACGACGCACCCCCAGCAGCAGCGCGAACGGCUGACGAAGAAGCCAUGGACGCCCUCCUCGGCAAGACACACAAGGAACAAAAGGUCAUCUCAGCACCCGCAACAGAAGACGAGGCCUACCGGCGCGACGUCGAAGCCUCGGGCGCGGUCUCCACGCUCCAGGACUACGAAGACAUGCCCGUCGAAGAGUUUGGCGCCGCCCUCCUCCGCGGCAUGGGCUGGAACGGGGAACCUAGAGGGCCUCCGGUCAAGCAGGUCAAGAGGCGGCAGAACAGGCUCGGCCUAGGCGCCAAGGAGCUCAAGGAGGAGGAAGACCUCGGCGGGUGGAACCAGAACGGAAAGAAGAAGUCGAGGCCGCGGCUGGCCGAUUACCGGAGAGAGGAGAGCAAGCGCAAGGAAGCCCGGGGCCACGAGGACAGCUAUAAGCGAGAGAGAGAGCGCGAACGG